Molecule: messenger RNA, 441 nt
Organism: Knipowitschia caucasica
Lineage: Eukaryota; Metazoa; Chordata; Actinopteri; Gobiiformes; Gobiidae
Source: the annotation of a GenBank genome assembly
AUGGCCAUGAUGAAGGUGGAGGUGAUCUGCCUCGGCCUUCAGUUGGCAAAAAGCCUGAGGCUGCGGCUAAAGCUACUGAUAAGGCUAAAGCUAAGUCUAAACAUCUGGCCGCUGGCGGGAGUCCUUGCCGCGCACGUCGCUCCAGAGCCGCCGCACGCAGUUCCAGUGGUCCACGUCGGUCCAGAGAAAGUUCCUCGUCGGAUACAGGCUCUUCAGAGCUAUGGGAACCUGAAGCUGACCCAAACAGCACUGACUAAUCCCCCGAUUCCCCCAGAGCAACCGGCAGAGCAGGUCCAGGAUGAGGACGAGGAGGACAUCGAGGACAAGGAGGACAUCGAGGACGAGGAGGACCACAACGAGGAGAACAACAAUGAGCCCUGUGACCUCCUGACGGUGUGUUUGAUGGAGGACUCGGUCUCGGUAGGCUCUCGAGUCCUAUAG